AUGAGCCGGAUGUCCGCUGUCGCCAGUCCGCCCAAAUCUGCUCGCAUUGGCAGAGAGGGCAAGGUCUUCUCGAAGGACGGUGCUGAUCAACGGGAUUUUUCAAUUGGAUGCGGGUUCUCGGGACAGGGCACUCAGUUGCUUCGUGCUCUCAGGGUCAUCACUGCUUCAGCAAGCUCUUCUGGUUCAGACACGAAUCUCCCAUCAAGCAAGAAGCAGAAGCAAAAACAUGGGAAGGUCGGAUCGUUGAUUGAAAAACCCUCAAAGGUCGAGAAAAUGCAAAUCAAUGUGCCUUCUGAUACAGUGCCAUCGACUCAUCCAGAGUCUGGUCAACCUGCCCAUCCUUCGCGGUUCAGUCCCGCCAUCGAAUUCUCUCAUGCAGAUUAUCCAUGUGUCCAAGAUAACAAGACAACAGAGCUCCUUCGACUCAAGCAGGAGCUUAUGGCCGCCAAUUCCAAAAUCGCAUUGCAGGAGCAAGAGCUCGCCCAUACUCGUGUCAUCGGGCAUACCCUAGAUCAGGCUUUAGGCCCUCCCUCCGAGGCAGAUCUCGGCGGUCGUGAGAUAACCGAACAAACCAUCGCACAUCUACAGAGUGCCUUCAAUGCAUCAAAUCAUCCAUUCGGUCAGUUUCAAGACGCGUGGAAUACACAAGAUGACUCACAGUCCGAUAUUUCGGAUGCGUUGUCUGCUGGAGCGUAUCACCGCGCGCGGGGGCUUUGGAAUCAGCAAGACCAUGUCUCUUUCGGGAUGGCCACCAUCGAAUCUUCUUUUGAUAAGCAAUAUGAUGACUUUACUCAGACAUCUAACCCCAUGACGCACGAUCCAAGUCGACUGUGGGGUGGCUCUACGCAUCCUACGUUUGCGACUCAUGGACCGCUGCAAUCAUAUCGGGUCCUUUCAGGACCCCCAGCCGGUAGGUAUGGAUUUGGUUCUCGAUCUCCAGAUGGACAAGCCCGAUUUUUUCAAGACCCCACCUCUGGAGCACGUGGACCGGCCACGCAAUCCAAUCGGAGUGAAACUAUUUUACCAUCUCCAAGCACCGCGUUAAGUGGCUUUGUAUCGGGGCCUCCUAGUGAGGCAGCUCCCAAGUCCCCCUCUUUGCCAACAGCCAGAUUCUCAAGCGCUUUCCCACCAAUUGGACUCUAUUCCAUGCCUCCAUUUCAUACUCGACCUGUUGCAACGACACUCUCUCCGACUGCUACGGAAUUUACCACAAACGGAACCCCAUGGGCAACUCCCUUGGCCAGUGGAAGCUCCCUUCAAACCUACGUUUCGCCCCUUGAGCCCCUCAACUAUCGGCGUCUUCUCGACAAAAACGUUUCGUGUGACUGGAAAUAUAUUGUGGACAAGAUAGUCUGCAACAACGACCAACAAGCAUCUAUUUUCCUGCAACAAAAACUGAAGAUCGGCACGACUGAGCAGAACUACGACAUUGUCGAGGCUAUUGUCAGCCAGGCGUAUUCACUGAUGAUCAAUCGUUUCGGCAACUUUCUAGUUCAGCGCUGUUUUGAGCAUGGAACCCCAGAGCAGGUUGUUGCCAUUGCCAAUGCAAUCAAAGGUCACACGCUUAGUCUGAGCAUGGAUCCCUUUGGAUGUCAUGUUAUCCAAAAAGCGUUCGACUGUGUGCCCGAAGAACACAAAGCUGUCAUGGUCCACGAGCUUCUUUGCAGAAUCCCGGAGACGGUGAUUCAUCGGUAUGCAUGCCAUGUUUGGCAGAAGUUGUUCGAGCUACGAUGGGGCGGUGAGCCGCCCCAGAUUAUGGUCAAGGUGAAUGAAGCAUUGCGCGGAAUGUGGCAUGAGGUGGCAUUGGGUGAGACCGGAAGUCUGGUUGUCCAAAACAUAUUUGAGAACUGCGUGGAAGAGGAGAAGCGGCUCGCCAUUGAAGAAGUUCUAGGGAAGAUCGACAUCCUUGCACAUGGUCAAUUUGGCAACUGGUGCAUUCAGCAUAUUUGUGAGCAUGGCACUCCUCACGACAAAGGCCGCGCCAUCGAGCAUGUUCUUCAUUUUGCCGUGGACUACAGCAUGGACCAAUUUGCAUCCAAGAUAGUCGAAAAAUGUUUGAAAAUCGGAGGCUCUGAGUUCCUGGAUCGCUACCUCUCUCGAGUCUGCAGUGGCCGCGCUGAUCGACCUCGAAUGCCAUUGAUUGACAUCGCUGGAGAUCAGUAUGGUAACUACCUUAUUCAAUGGAUUCUGAUGAACGCCGCCACUCAUCAGCGUGAAAUCGUUGCCAGUCAUGUUCGGAAACACAUGGUCUCUCUUCGCGGGUCUAAGUUUGGCUCUCGUGUCGCGAUGCUCUGUUGCAAUCCGUCUCAUGCCACGCGCCCGGGUCCCGGAACCAGCAUGCAGGCAGGUCGGUUCAAUAACUUCAAUGAGGAAAGAAUCCCCUCAAUUGGACAGAGCGGCGGCCGCCUCAACCGAGGCCAUCAAUGGGGCCCUGCUUACACGCCGUUUCGUUGA
Molecule: messenger RNA, 2454 nt
Organism: Penicillium maclennaniae
Lineage: Eukaryota; Fungi; Ascomycota; Eurotiomycetes; Eurotiales; Aspergillaceae
Product: Pumilio-family RNA binding repeat-containing protein
Exons: 8
Coding region: 1-2454 (817 amino acids)
Biological process (GO): post-transcriptional regulation of gene expression
Cellular component (GO): cytoplasm
Molecular function (GO): mRNA 3'-UTR binding
Source: RefSeq, a predicted model, not a curated record